AAUACACACAAUGCAAUCACUUUAUGCGGAAAUAAACAUGUGAUAUAUUUUAGUCACUUUGAAUCAUUCGCGUUUCUAGCAGGCCAGUCGACAGUUAUUUCUGAGAGAGAGCUGUCUUCAUGUUGUAUUUACCUACCACUGUAAUAGCCAGUUGUAAAAUUACACAUUAGUCACGCUCUGGUAGUAAUAAUAUAGUAAAUGUCAACAACGAUGGAAGGGAAUCAACUGUAUUCAAGAACUUCGAAAAUUGAUCGACUGAAUGAAAGGGUGUCCAAGUUGCUGACGGUAGCGGUGAACGAAGUUCUGGAACUUGUGCGGGAGACUGUGUCGGAGUAUCAGGAGAAAACCUCACGAACCCAGAGGGAGAACGAAAGACUCCGGAAGAGACUUCGCAACUCACUGGAGAGCGACAGAGAACCAGGACAGCAGUCACAGCUGAGCCCAUCCCUACACUGCAGUUCUCCCGUGGAGCAGCAACAACAGGACUGUGAGCCGGUACAGACACCUGCUGCAGGACGAGCAUCAGGCCUCCCAGAAGAUGAGAAACCAACCAAAGCCAAUAUGAGGAAGUGGGAGAGGGAGAGCGAGGGGGAGGGGGAGGGGGAGGGGGAGCUGAACGCAGUGGAUGAGCAGAAACGUUCGCCACAGAUUUUCAUAGACGAGGCUGGGCAGACUCACACACCAGACGCGUUCAUGGAGCUGGUCAAUCUGAAACAUGCGUCACAGGCGUCGGUGGACUGUGACGUGAGAGUGGGACUGGUGAUUCCUGAGGAUGGAGAGACCUGCAGCAAUGAUUCUGCUCUCACCAUGGCCACCCGAUCCCUCUACGUGGACAGUGAGACGAAUACCAUGCCAACCUGCCCGGAGACGAUGCCGUCGUGUGCCAUCCAAAUCUCUCAAAUCCGAACCUUGUGGCAGAAUCGCAAAAGCACAGGGCUAGGCUCCGCCAAGGGGCCUGCGUCCCAUCGGGAGGUCACACAGAAUGGCUUUCAUUCCAUGGCCGCCUCAAACCCAUCGCAUCAGAAUCGAACCUCUGACUUCCACAUCAAAACAGAACCUCCUGCAUCCAGGUCUAUCACAACCCACGCGCCAGACAACAGCUUUGCUUUGUCUGUAGGUUUAAACUCACUGCAUAGCCACAUAUCCUCUCAUACGCAUCCCAUAGACAUGAACAACCUCAAAACUCCUGCUGCACUACCCACUUCCCCUGGUCCCCACCAGGAGGCGCUAGAGAACGACUUUGACCUGAUGGCUGACCUGAGCUCCACCCACCCACAACCAUCGACCUCCCAGGCCCACAGCGGCCUCCACUUCACCUACUCCGAUCAGCUGCGACAGCAGGCGUCCGGUGCAGAUGUUUGGCUGGCGGAUUCCCCCCGCCUGAGUCAGAGACCCUCCCCUAGCGAGAGCUACGUGUGUGUGGUGUGCGGCGAGACUUACGGCAGCCUGGUUGACCUGCGCGUCCACGAGCGCAGUCACCCUGGCGGCAAGCAGCACGUGUGCACGCUGUGCGGGCGCUCCUUCAGCGGGUCGGGGGAUUUGAAUAAGCACCUGCGGGUCCACACGGGCGAGAAGCCCUACGACUGCGGCUACUGCGGCAAGAGCUUCAGGCGCGCGGACCACCUCCGCACGCACCGACGCGUCCACACCGGAGAGAAACCGUACGUCUGCGGCAUCUGUGGGCAGAGGUUCAGCGUGAGCAGCACGCUGCAGAAACACAAGCUGACGCACACGGGGGAGAAGCCCUGCGAGUGCCAACUGUGUGGGAAGAAAUUCAGGCUCUCUUCCCAACUGAAGAGGCAUGAACUCACUCACAACCUCAGGCACAUUAGUGUCAGAGUGUCAAAAAUUGACCGACUUAAUGCUCGAGUGUCUAAGUUGCUCACGGCUGCGGUGGGUGAAGUUCUGGACCUCGUGCGGGAGACGGUGUCGGAGUACCACGAGAAAACCUCACGGACUCAACGGGAGAACGAGAGGCUCCGGCAGAGGUUGCGGGACGCCCUGGGAAGUCUCGAGAGUGAGAGGGAAGCAGUAAGACGCGCUCAACUGGCUUCAGUGUUGGAGUGUGCCAUCAUUCAGGAACAGCAGGAGCAGCAGCAGCAGGUUUGUGAUGCAGUCAGGACCUCUACUGUGAGGCAGGAGCCAGAAUGCCCUCCAGACGCGGUGGAGAUCCCAGCGGGGGAUGAUGACCAGAGAGAGCAGACAGGGGGAGAGCCGGAGGAGGAACAGAAGCUCACUGCCGAGGCGCUCACGGAGUGUGCUUUGAGAGUACGGCUGUUGUUCACCGACCAUGACAGGACUUUAACCAGUGAAGAGGCGCCCCCUGUUGACGAGACCGUGAACCUCCACGCUGUCGACAGCAUCAAAAGCGAUGCUGACCCCAUGCCAGUGAGCCCCGUAACCAUGACGACCACGAUGACCUGCAUCCCUUCACCAAGCAACCAAACCUCAUCUGACAUCCACACCAUAGCUCCGGAGCGCAUCAAAACGGAGCCGCCCUCGCCAAAGUCCUCUACCAGCCUACAGGAGGCGCCACUGAGCAGCUUCUGCUUCACAGACGACCUGAGUUCUGUCAGGCCUCAGCCGGCUGCCUCCCGAACCCUGAACAGCACGGCAGGGCCCUACGGCCUGCUGUUUGUCCCUCCAACCCAGCAGUCUCACUCACUCCCUCACCCUCACCCUCACCCUCAGCAGCCGUCGUCCCACAGCCUGGGCAGGCGUCUGGGACUGGGUCUCGGUUUCGGCCGCGUUCAACGCCUCGCCAACAACAACCGGCGCCACCGGCAGGGCGGCCUGCGGCACGAUGAGCCCCACACGUGCGGCGUGUGCGGCAAGACGUUCAGCCGCCUGGGCAACCUGCGCAUCCACGAGCGGUGCCACACGGGCGAGAAGCCGUACGCCUGCAGCCAGUGCGGGCGCUGCUUCAGCCAGGCCGGGGACCUGAAGAAGCACCGGCGGGUGCACACCGGGGAGAAGCCCUACUACUGCGCCCAGUGCGGCAAGAACUUCAGCCGCGGAGAGAACCUCCGCAGGCACCAGAAGAUCCAUGUCGGCGAGAGGGUCCAUCUCCAGCAGGCCUGGGCAGACCUUAGGCCCCAGUGUUGACCUGCCCAGUGUUGACCUCUGACCUCCCCAGUGUUGACCUGUUCAGGGUUGACCUGCCCAGUGUUGACCUCUGACCUCCCCAGUGUUGACCUCAGGCCCCAGUGUUGACCUGUUCAGUGUUGACCUUUGACCUGUUCAGUGUUGACCUGUUCAGUGUUGACCUCUGACCUCCCCAGUGUUGACCUCAGGCCCCAGUGUUGACCUCUGACCUCCCCAGUGUUGACCUGUUCAGUGUACCUUUGACCUGUUCAGUGUUGACCUGUUCAGUGUCUACUCUUUGGACAUGAGAGUUAAGAUGGGGUUAUAGACUACACCCCUUUCCCACCCAAUCUUAGCCUCGAUUUGCUUCCGGCCGACUCCACAAUUGUGUGCUUGAGUCUGCCAGCUUUGGCCAGUCAGGGUCGACAGGUCUCACAGGUUAUCAGGUAGUCUGUGAUGGACGCAGCUUCCAUUUCCUUGUCCCACUAACUACGAUUGUCAGAGUCGGGAGCAUUUUUUAAAUAAAAAUGGGAAGUCGCGGUGCCUUGAAGUAGACCCUCCACAGCCACAAGAGAAACCAUUUUGGGGAAGUGAGUGCAGCGUCAGCAGGCAGAGCUGAGAUCAGUGUCUUUGGACGGGAGUGUUACUGUCACCGGACUGAGCAGUGAAUGUGAGUCGAGAUGGAUCGGUGGCUGACUUUGGACACUGUAGCUACUGGUACAGACUCAACAUGAUAUUGAACAUUAAUGACUGUGACAUUUUCUUGAAAAAGGCACAGGUUGAAGAAUCUAACCAUUAAGCUCAAAUGUUUAGUUUUACAGGUUAUUUGCGUUCCGCUUGAUCAUGGCCCGGUAGCUGAGUGUUCUUCUCCUCCUAAUCAUUUCCAUUCUACCAGCACCUAUGAACAUUAAAGGUGCACUGUGUAGUUUUGUUUUUUGAAACAUUAAAAGUCUUUGUGUUUUUAAUUGUUUUUAAAGGCAUCAUGAAAAAAGAAUGUUGAUACCGGUUCAUUCUAUUAAUGGAUUCUGUGAAGCUUAUUUCCUGUUUUAGCUACUUUGUGUAUACAGUAAUUGUUUACCUGGCCUAAGAAACAUGUAUAUUCAUGUAAAAAGUCCCUUGAAAUAAUGGAUAAAUACAACAAAAUAUCAGAAACUAUACUGUCAUUAUGGCCUUAGAAAUACAAUUUAGUUUUAAAUGUAAAAGUAGUUUUAUUUUUUGACACCCUAAAAUACAUAUUGCACCCCAAACAAAGCUACACAGGAAAGCUUGGAGCCUGUGCGUGCGUGCGUGCGUGUGUGUCUCUGUGUGGUCUCUGGUGUGUGUGAGAAAGUAUGAGUGAGUGAGAACUUGUGUGUGGUGUGUGUGUGCGUGUGUGUGCACUUGUGUUUGUUGGGAAAGCUACCAUUCAACAGGUCAUUGAACAAUCAUGCUUAUCAAGAUUUGGGUUGUGUGUUUAAGAGAGUGGGGUAAGGCAUGGUCCACAGGGCAGGUCCUUAUCAAGUCGUGUGUGUGUGUGUGUGUACUCCAGUGUGCCUGGGGAAGGGAGAAAGAAAUGCCACGGUGAGAGCUGAUUCAUGGAUGUUUGAUUUUUUUAAAUACUUUUAUUCAUCAUCUUUGUUCAUGUAUUUCUUAGUGAUUGAAUGUGUUUUAAUAAGUCAUGUAUGUUUCACCUCUGGGAGACAACUCAUAGUUGUACAGUGUAAACACAGCUGACAUAAAAUGAAUCUUUGAAGUCCA
Clupea harengus (Atlantic herring) is the source of this 4821-nucleotide messenger RNA. RefSeq lists its product as uncharacterized. The coding region runs from base 199 to 3105 and encodes 968 amino acids. Lineage: Eukaryota; Metazoa; Chordata; Actinopteri; Clupeiformes; Clupeidae. Gene Ontology annotation, cellular component: nucleus. The transcript is spliced from 5 exons. Gene Ontology annotation, biological process: regulation of gene expression. The record is from RefSeq and is a predicted model, not a curated record.